CAGGGUAUAUAUACGAAGCAGACACGAAAGACGGUCAAAAAGUACAAAGUAUAAUUGUGUUUCUGACCAAAAACCAGAAGACAGAAGACCACUGGAUGACCACAAGUUUAUCAUCCCAAGAAGUAAUAGUGUACUUGAGCCUGUUCGUACAUAAUGAUAAAGAAGGAGGCGAUUUGGAUGGUCUAGUUAACCCUGCGGAAUUAAAAAAAAUCAUUGAAGCUUUAAGUUUAAAUGAUGGCCAGAAAGAAAUUUUGACAGGAAAAUUUGAAGCUGACCCAACAGUUAAUUUCGCUGAAUUCUUAUAUGGCUAUUUGGAUGUAAAAUCACUAGGCAGAGGUCUAGACAUGGAACAGAUUACAGAUCUGAGUAAUAUUAAAAAAAACAAAACAAAUGACGAUUGCAUUCAACCCGAUAAAGUAACAGAAUUUAUCGAAGGGUUAUCAAUAAUUGAUGGCCAGCAUGAGAAAUGGGAAUUUGAAAGCUUUCGUAAGUAA
Messenger RNA from Adelges cooleyi (spruce gall adelgid), 494 nucleotides. RefSeq lists its product as uncharacterized. Lineage: Eukaryota; Metazoa; Arthropoda; Insecta; Hemiptera; Adelgidae. The record is from RefSeq and is a predicted model, not a curated record. The transcript is spliced from 5 exons. Bases 96 to 494 code for a protein of 132 amino acids.